UAGUAGAAGAAUGGAUUUAAGUACUGCGAAAGAUAGCAGAAUUCCUUUUAUACCAGGAACAAAGCCUUCGAUAAAAAAUUCACAACUACUUAUAUCAUCUGGAAUUCCUUCCUUAGAUCAUUUAAUAGGUGGAGGAUUACCCCUUGGUUCUCUGUUCCUUAUUGAGGAAGAUCAAUAUGGUACAUACGCAAGAAUUAUGUUACAGUACUUUAUGGCUGAAAGCGUGGUUACAGCUCAACCAUUAUUAAUUGGUUCUAAAGAUAUUGAAACAUCACAGUUUAUAUCAGAAAUGCCAGCUGUUAUAACAGAUACUGCAUCAAUCGAUCAAUCUUCCAGUUCUGAUGAACAAAUGCAAAUUGCUUGGAGGUAUCAAAAUAUGAAAGUAGUCGAUACUUCCCCAAUUGGAGGACAAGAUUUUGCUCAUUUAUAUGAUCUUACAAAAACAAUGGAAAAAGAAGUAAUUGAAAAAGCAGAUAUAAUACAGUGGUAUGAUGAUAGUUGUCCAGAAAAAGACACUGUUUUUAACAAUAUGACAUAUUCAAGCUUAUUAAAAUGCAUUCAAGAAACUCUGAAGCAGGGACAAUACUCGGUUUCAGAAAUGCCUACAAAAAGACAAGUUCUAAGAAUUGCAAUCCAUUCCUUAGGAUCAACAUUAUGGUGCAGCGAUUCUGAAGUUGAGUCACAUCAAGACUUGUUAAAAUUUUUAUAUUACUUACGAGCACUUUUAAGAUAUUCUUAUGCAGUUGGAGUGAUUACAGUACCUGUAGAAUGUUUCAAUAAUUCUGAUGCUAUUGUGCAGCAAAUCGAGCACUUAUCAGAUAUUGCAAUUAAAUUAGAAUCAUUUGCAGGCUCACAAAAAGAAACAAAUCCAUUAUUUAAGGACUAUCAUGGUUUGUUCCACCUUCAAAAAAUGCUUGCUUUAAAUACCAUAGCACCUCAUAAUCCAGAUUCUCGAGAUCUUGUAUUUAAAUUACGUCGUAAAAGAUUUAUUAUCGAGGUUUUACAUCUGCCACCUGAAUUUGAAGACACUACACAACGAGAACAAGAUGAAACCGUACCUCAAUUUGGGUGUUCUGAUCAAUCUCAUAAGAAUUUGAUAGAUUUUUGA
Messenger RNA from Eufriesea mexicana, 1108 nucleotides. RefSeq names its product Elongator complex protein 4 (gene Elp4). Gene Ontology annotation, cellular component: cytoplasm; transcription elongation factor complex; elongator holoenzyme complex. Gene Ontology annotation, biological process: tRNA wobble uridine modification. The transcript is spliced from 5 exons. The record is from RefSeq and is a predicted model, not a curated record. Bases 11 to 1108 code for a protein of 365 amino acids. Lineage: Eukaryota; Metazoa; Arthropoda; Insecta; Hymenoptera; Apidae.